Sebastes umbrosus (honeycomb rockfish) is the source of this 1720-nucleotide messenger RNA. RefSeq names its product four and a half LIM domains protein 3-like. The transcript is spliced from 6 exons. The record is from RefSeq and is a predicted model, not a curated record. Gene Ontology annotation, molecular function: transcription coregulator activity; actin binding. Bases 339 to 1178 code for a protein of 279 amino acids. Gene Ontology annotation, cellular component: nucleus; stress fiber; Z disc. Gene Ontology annotation, biological process: actin cytoskeleton organization. NCBI's taxonomy places the organism in Eukaryota, Metazoa, Chordata, Actinopteri, Perciformes, Sebastidae.
UGUCUGUGGGUUCGGUUGGUUUUUACGCAACACAUGCUUCAGUCAGUGGAAACCAGUCAGUCUGCAGCUCGGCAGGAGUUUUUCACGGAGGAUUUAUUUAAUUAUCUGUCAUUUUAUACAGCAGAGAGGCACGAGACUGCUGAGAUCCUGCAGAGAGACUCCUGAGACUCCUGAGACCUGAAGAGCAUCUCCAUCCAGAGGCUGCUGCUGCACAAAGAGAGGUACGUUACACAUCUACAGACCAUUUAUAGACCUGAAGGCUGCAACUCACAGCUCUGUCAUGUGAAACAGGAGAUGAUGAGUGAACUUAAAGUGUGUUACACCAGAAUAAAGACAUCAUGAGUGACCAGUUCAACUGCAAAAACUGCAACGAGUCCCUGUGCGGACGCAAAUACAUCCAGGUGGAGGACAAGCCUCACUGCAUCCCCUGCUACGACGGCCUGCACGCCAACACCUGCGAGGAAUGUAAAGAAAUCAUCGGCCAUAAUGCCAAGGAGCUCUUCUACCAGGAGAGACAUUACCACGCGCACUGUUUCCGCUGUUUCCGCUGCGAGCGCUCUCUGGCAGACGAGCCCUUCACCAGCCAGGAGGACGCGCUGGUGUGCAGCGACUGCUACUGCAGCGAGUAUUCCUCCAAGUGUGUGUCCUGCGACAAGACGGUCAUGCCAGGAUCGAAGCUGUUGGAGUACGGAGGCUCCACGUGGCACGAGGACUGUUUCGUGUGUCACGGCUGCGAGAAGCCGAUAGGUGCCGAGGCCUUCAUCCCAGACAGCAACAACUACUACUGUGUGCCGUGCUACGAGGGCAGAGUCGCUCCUCAGUGCAGCCACUGCAAAAAGGCUCUGACUAAAGGAGGGGUGACCUACAAGGACGAGGUGUGGCACAAAGAGUGUUUUCUCUGCACGGGCUGCAAAGCUCCGCUGGCUGGCCAACCCUUCACCUCGCAGGGGGACAGUCCGUACUGCGUCAAGUGUUUCAGCAGCCUGUACGCCAAGAAGUGUGCCGGCUGCAACACGGCCAUCACAGGGUUUGGAGACGGGAAGUACGUGUCUUUCGAGGAGCGGCAGUGGCAUAAGCCGUGCUUCAAGUGCUCGCGCUGCUCGGUGUCGCUGGUGGGCUCCGGCUUCUUCCCCGACCGCGACCAGAUUCUGUGUACAGACUGCAACAACGAGGACUGACCACACCACCAAACCUACGCCUGCAACACCUGCAGCGAUUAUCGAACACUAAACCUCAGCCUUGCACACGAACACUGCGAUAUCACUAAUUCACUCACAGUGUAAAGCUGAUACAAAAGCUCAGUAUUCACAACUCUCCUCGGCCUUUAGCACAUUGACAUGUUUGUAUAAAUUCUACAGAAAUGAUGUGUGUGUAUGACUUUGUUUUUCUUUAUUUUUUAUGGUUUGCACAUCAAAGACUAAAUAAAAUAUACAAAACGUAUAUGUAAACCUUUAAAUUAAACUGUUUUACACUUUUUUAUGACUGCUAGAAGGAACCAAAAUUUGAAUGUUAUGACCAACGCUUGGCAACGUGUUUCUACUUUUUAAAAGAAUAUUCCAAUAUAUAAAACUUCCCUUAUUCUUCUCCCACUUCUUGCUGUAUGUCAGCUUAUUUGUUGAAAAUGAACUGUAUAUUUUCUUUUUUUUUCAGCUUAAAACAGUCUUUACUGUCGUACCUGCAGUAAUAAUAAAUGAUGAAAGAAUGAAGUGAUAAAUCAAAA